Perognathus longimembris pacificus (Pacific pocket mouse) is the source of this 1173-nucleotide messenger RNA. It is a transcript of the gene Noxo1, whose product is annotated as NADPH oxidase organizer 1. The transcript has 8 exons. Gene Ontology annotation, biological process: superoxide anion generation. Gene Ontology annotation, molecular function: phosphatidylinositol binding; superoxide-generating NADPH oxidase activator activity; protein binding. Lineage: Eukaryota; Metazoa; Chordata; Mammalia; Rodentia; Heteromyidae. The record is from RefSeq and is a predicted model, not a curated record. Bases 16 to 1149 code for a protein of 377 amino acids.
GGGAUCUGCAGAACAAUGGAGGCCACAGCAACGGCAGAUCGCCGGCACCCGGUGUCAGUGAGCCCAGUGGCCCUGGUGCAGACUGAGAGGCUCCAGACCUUUGCCUUCUCUGUGCGCUGGUCCGACGGCAGCGACACCUUGGUGCGCAGGAGCUGGGACGAGUUCCGGCAGCUCCAGAAGACCCUCAAGGAGGCGUUCCCGAUGGAGGCGGGGCUGCUGCGAAGAUCUGACCGCGUUCUCCCCAAGCUCUCGGAUGCUCCGCUGCUGGCGCGCACGGGGCGCACCGGCCGCGGCCUGGCCCGCCUGCGGCUGCUGGGCGCCUAUGCGCGGGCACUGCUGGCAUCAGCGGACCGCGUGUCCCGCAGCCCCGCACUCAUCGGCUUCUUCGCCCCGCAACCUCUGGACUUGGAGCCCGCGCUGCCCCCCAGCAGCCUGGUGAUCCUGCCCGCCCCGGAGGCGCCCUCCGUGCACCCCGCCGACCUCCCCGCCGCCGCCGCUGCUGUGCACAGCCUGGAGGCCCAGCGCCUGCGAUGCCUGCGGUCCUUCCGCACCCAGGACACGCGGGGUAGGCCCUUCCAGGCGCGGGCUCGGGAGAGCCUGGCCGUGCUGCUGCGGCACCCCUCAGGAUGGUGGCUGGUGGAGAACGAGGACCAGCAGACUGCCUGGUUCCCAGCUCCCUACCUGGAGGAGGCCAUACCCGGCGGAGGCCAGGCUGGCGUCCUGCCGGCGAAUAGCGGGACCCAGUUCUGUGCCUCCCUGGCCUACGAGAGCAGCCGUGUGGACGAGCUGUCGGUGCCCGCGGGCGCGCGCGUGUGCGUGCUGGAAACUUCAGACCGCGGCUGGUGGCGGUGCAGGUAUGGCGCCCGGACAGGUCUGCUUCCUGCAGUGCUGCUGCGCCCUGACGGCCUAGGGGCCCUCCUGAGCAGGCCCGUGGUUCUCGGGGAAGCCAGGGUGGAUGAUGCUGGAACUGUUCCCCCAGUAGUGCCCGCCCGGCCCCAGCUAGAUGCCAUCCAGAGCCGCUGCUGCACAAUCACCCGCAGGGCACUCAAGCGGGAGCCCCCUUUGAGGGUAUCUGAAAGCCUGCAAGGAGCCUGCUUCAGUGCACCCCAGCCACAGGCAGAGGAUCCAGUCCUAGGCUCUAGGCUCUAGGGGUGGAGGAGCGGAUGAGGGUGG